GGGAAACCGUGUGACAACAAGAUGGCGGCGCCGCGGGCGGCUCCGCGGCCCUGCGUGGGAGUUCCUGACAGCUAGAAUCUAGAAGUAGAACUAUGAGCUCACCUUUGGCCUCCCUUGGCAAGACCCGGAGAGUGCCUCUGCAGUCGGAACCUGUGAAUCCGGGGAGGCGAGGGAUAAAAAUCUACGGAAAUGAAGAUGAGGUGGACAUGCUGAAUGAGGCGCACGGCUUGGAAGAAAGGAUCUCCGUCCCUUCCUGCUAUGGUGGCAUAGGUGCCCCUGUGAGUAGGCAAGUCCCCGUGUACCAUGACUCGGAGCUGAUUGCCACCAUGAUGAGGAAAGUGCGGGAUCUGGAGCGGCAGGUGAAGGCCCAGACUGACGAGAUGCUGUCCAAGGAUCGGAAGAUAAAGGCCCUGGAGGAAUUGGUGGAGUCCCUCCAGGAGCACCAGGGCACGGCGACCCUGCGGCGGCAGGAGGAGCUGGAGACCACGUGUGCACAGCUGCAGCGGCAGGUCGAGGAGAUGGAGCGGUUCCUGGGUGACUACGGCCUGCAGUGGGUGGGCGAGCCCAUGGAUGAGGAGGACUCAGAGGAUGGUGAGAGGGACUGGAUGACAGCCAAGAAGUUCUGGAAGCCAGGGGACUCAUUGGUACCCCCUGAGGUGGACUUUGACAGGCUGCUGGCCAGCCUGAAGGAUCUCAGUGAGCUGGCGGUGGACAGUGACACUCAGUUGACGCCAGUGCCCGGCAGAGUGCCAGCCCGUGUCCUUGAGCCCAUCCCGCUGAAGCUGUAUCGGAAUGGCCUCGUGAUGUUCAGUGGGCCCUUCCGGCCCUUCCAUGAUCCCUCCACACAGCGCUGCCUCCGAGACAUAUUGGAUGGCUUCUUCCCCUCAGAGCUCCAGCGGCUGUACCCUGAUGGGGUCCCCUUUAAGGUGAGUGACCUGCACAAUCAGGUCUACCCAGAGAAUGGGCUGGAACCGUUCCCAGGCGAGGCCCGAGUGGUAGGCCGGCAGAAGAUUCGAGAGCCCUUGGACAGGAUGGAGCACCCAGGCUCCAGGAUGACUGCCGAGAAGUUUCUGAAUAGGCUUCCCAAAUGUGUGAUCCGACAAGGUGAGGUGAUUGACAUUCGAGGUCCCAUCCGGGAUACCCUGCAGUCCAACCUGAUUCCCAGCUUCAGCCACAUGACUCCUCCUCAUCCUUCAGUCACAGCGCAGGUGUCGUUUCCCCAGGGAAGCCUUCCCUGACCCAUGCUGGGUUAGGCAUCCAGCCUGGUUGCCAUCUGUGUGGGGUUCUGUCUCCCCCACUGGAAUGAGGGACGGGAAUGAUGGGGCCACCCCCCAAAGCGUCCCUUCUAUUUCCUCUCCUUGGGCCCCAGUUGACACACAAUACCCCCUUCCCCCUUUGGCUCACUGGUCUCACCUCCAUCCCUAGUCAGGGAGGAGUCCCCUGUAGGUGCUGGGGGGAGGGGACUGGUGUGACUCUGGCAGGGCCCAGGGCUCUGUCCACUCCAUCGAUACCUUCCAGAACUGCUGCCCAUUGCC
This is a messenger RNA of Hippopotamus amphibius kiboko, 1535 nucleotides long. It is a transcript of the gene UBXN11, whose product is annotated as UBX domain protein 11. The transcript is spliced from 14 exons. Gene Ontology annotation, molecular function: ubiquitin binding. Lineage: Eukaryota; Metazoa; Chordata; Mammalia; Artiodactyla; Hippopotamidae. The record is from RefSeq and is a predicted model, not a curated record. The coding region runs from base 93 to 1238 and encodes 381 amino acids. Gene Ontology annotation, biological process: proteasome-mediated ubiquitin-dependent protein catabolic process.